AGUUUGCAGGUUGAUGAAAAUGAAAUUAGGGUGUGUCCUUCCACUGAUGUGCAUGAUUUUGACAUGCUAUAUUAUAUGUUAUAGCCUUCUGGUGGGACAUUGCUAUGGCGUUGUAGAGGAAGCAAAGACAUUAAAAAGUAAAGAAGAUCUUAAAAUAGAGCAAAAAUUUAAGCUUAUCAACAAAUCUGCGGUUAAAAUCAUAAAGUCUAUUAGUGGUGAAAGGUAUCGUUGCGUGGAUUUCUACAAACAACCAGGACUUGACCACUCAUCCAUGAAGAACCACACAUUUCACCCUAAGAUGCGCUUGAUGUCAUAUCCGGAAGGAUUACAAAUUAAGAGACAGACACAUAGUAACAAAACAUUUAGCCACUUUUGGAAGAAUAGUGUAGGUUGUCCUAUUGGUACAGUUCCUAUACUUCAAGUCACCAAAGACACUCUUUUGAAAAUGAAAUCUUUAAAUGGCGAUAAUUAUAAUCCGCAAAGUUCGUGGAGCAAAACAUAUAAAUCUACGUCUUCUAAUGGACGUCAUCAUUUUGCUGUGUUGCGGACUCUUAAAGAAAAAACAAGGCGUUACAAUGGAGCGUAUAUGAAUACUAAUGCAUUCAAUCCUUUGGUUGGACCUACGCAGUUCAGCUCUACUCGGAUGCAUUUUCAAAUUGGAAAUGAAUUCAUCCAAGUUGGUUGGACUGUACACCCGGCAUUAUACCACGACUUUAACUCUCGGCUAUUCGUAUAUACAAAUGCAGGAGGACGUGCGUGUUAUAAUACCUUAUGUCCGGAUGGAUUCGGAAUGAUACUAGUAGGUCAAGAUCUUAUUCCUGGACGACUUACCGAGCACAGAGAUUUAAACUUUGCCAUAAUCAAGGACAAAGACAACGGAAAUUGGUGGUUGUUGAUGGGUACUGGCAUAUUAUGGGAAAAAAUUGGUGUCUGGCCAGCAAAGAGGUUCAAAGAAAGUUUUGGUACAGAGAUCGAAUGGGGUGGUGAAGUCCAUAGCCCUUCGUCCCCAAGUCCUCCGAUGGGUAAUAGCCAUUAUCCGAAGGGGACCCCCAGACUAGACUCAUAUGUCCGUUUGAUCACGACUUGGGACGAAAAUUAUAAUGCCGACAAUUUUGUGAAAAACACAGAGAGAUAUUCAGACGGUUGUUAUAAAGUGGGAGAUACAAUAUAUAUGCAAGAUUCUUGGAGAAAUGUAGGACAUCUUAUUGUUUAUGGAGGCCCCAAGUGUAAUUAAACUUCCAUAGUGCUUACCAUUAUUAUAAAAUUGUAAUGUCUGAACAUGAUCAGAAGAAAGCAAGAGAAUAAAUUUCUUAGUAUG
Messenger RNA from Arabidopsis thaliana (thale cress), 1318 nucleotides. Its product is annotated as transmembrane protein, putative (DUF239). The transcript is spliced from 7 exons. NCBI's taxonomy places the organism in Eukaryota, Viridiplantae, Streptophyta, Magnoliopsida, Brassicales, Brassicaceae. The record is from RefSeq and is marked reviewed. Bases 14 to 1234 code for a protein of 406 amino acids.